Lethenteron reissneri (Far Eastern brook lamprey) is the source of this 3659-nucleotide messenger RNA. It is a transcript of the gene UBXN4, whose product is annotated as UBX domain protein 4. The record is from RefSeq and is a predicted model, not a curated record. Gene Ontology annotation, biological process: ERAD pathway. Lineage: Eukaryota; Metazoa; Chordata; Hyperoartia; Petromyzontiformes; Petromyzontidae. Gene Ontology annotation, cellular component: endoplasmic reticulum. Gene Ontology annotation, molecular function: protein binding.
UGCGCGCGGACCAAUCCGCCGGCGCGAGUGGCCAGGGCGACUUGUGAUCUUCUCGAGUUAAACAAACCGCAGGCCUCGUCGCGCCAAGACGCUAACAUCGCCGCACAGUUCCUAUAGCCGUAGUCAACAACCAUGCUGUGGUUCGAUAGAACCAUUCCCGCCGCAAUAGCGGAGGCCAAGAAGAAGACGCUCAUAUUCGUCGUGUUUAUCUGCGGUGAUGAUGAGGAAUCUGUGGCGAUGAGUGCGAGCUGGGAGGACCCAGAAGUUACUGAGGCAGCUGGCCAGGCAUGCGUGGCCAUAAAGCUGCAAGCUGCCAGUGAACCCUGCAUGCAGUUUUCACAGAUUUACCCUUUAUCAGGCGUACCAUCCAGCUACUUCAUCGGGGAGAGCGGCGUGCCGCUGGAGGUGAUCAGGGGAAGCCUCUCCGCCCAGGAGCUGCUUGCCAAGAUUGCCCAUGUCAAGCAGAUGCACGUAGAGAAGGGUGCUGUUGGGGGUGCGGCCGCUGUGGCUUCCGCCAGUGCACCACAACCCUCCACAUCGACGCACGUGCUGGAUGGCAGCAGCGAUGGAGGCACGCAGGAGCUGAUGGAGGAACAUGGGUUGCCGCUCUCGGAGGAGGAGAAGGCAGCACGAGUGGAGAGGCUCAACCGCAAGCUGGAAGAGAAGCGGCAACAGAAGGCUAAAGAAGAGGAGGAGAGCAACAUCCGGCGGGAAGUCGAGCGCCGCAAGUUGGGCAAGGACAUGACGGAGUUUAAGCAGCGGAAGGAGGAGGAGCAGGCCAAGCGAGUGAUGGAUGAGAGGAACCGCGAGAAGGCGGAGGAGCGCGCUGCCAAGGAUCGGAUCCGCCAGCAGAUAGCUCAGGACCGCGCUGAGAGAGCCGAACGCUACAACAGGGAGAAGGAGGAGGUGGAUGCGGCUCGUGUGGCCGCUCAGCAGGCCAAGGAGGCGGAGAAGCGAGCCAAGGAGGAGCAGACACAGCAGGAUCGCACCGCUAUGGCAAGGAUUCAGUAUCGCCUUCCCGAUGGCUCCUACUUCACAAACCAGUUCGCCUCGGAGACGACACUCGCAGAGGCCAGAACGUUUGCACAGCAGGUGGUGAAAAACGCGUACGGAGACUUUACCCUCGCGACCGCCUUCCCGCGCAGGAACUUCACCGUUGAUGACUAUCCCAGAACCCUGCAGGAGCUGGGCCUCGCACCCAGCGCCGCCAUCAUCGUAUUGCCUGGCAACCGCACAGCAGUGGCAGCACGCUCCCCCGGCGGGACGUCCGCUUUCAGCGUGGACGGACUCUUCGCGCUCAUGGGCACGCUGCUCUUGCCCAUCGUCGCCGUGUGGCGCUUUCUCGGCAACUUCCUGUUCGGCCAGCCGGUGCAGCACCCACCAGCGGGCCACAUCAGCGGUGGCGGUGGCGGUGCGACGGCGGCGGCGGCGGCGACUGCGGGUCCACGAGCAGCACGGGACCCCGGCAGCAGCAGCAGCAGCGCUGGCAGCGGCACCACCGACGUCAGAGGGGAAGGGGCGCCGCGUCGCAGGAAGCCUGCGACAGGAACCGGCGCAACAGGAGGCGGCGGUGGGUUCAAGCGCGACGGCAACGUCUACCAGCUGGGCUCACGGGGCGACAGCGACAACGAUGACGACAACAACACGUGGAACGGGAACUCGACGCAGCAGAUGUGAUGGGGCCCCCCUCGGGGCACGGCCCUCUCGCAAACCGCGCCGCGCCGCUCCCAGCGCGCGCGAGUCGUGGACCCCGAACUUGGCACACAAACACACUCGCCUGACACUUGACUGCACGACACGGAGCGCUGCAGGUAGCCGCCGCUUGGUUAGCAAAUUCCCGACUCGACUGGACCCAUUCAGCAGUGCCGUUAAAAAAAAAUGCGUCAUAUAUCACAAAAUAAGUACAGUGUCCGUGGAUACGCAGCAGUUGAACUCUACGCCUGUAAAUAUAAAAUAAAUGUAUUAAAUUUCCAGCUCCCUGGCUUAAUAUGCAUUCAAAACUCUCCGAGUCAUGCCCGGCUCCAUAGAUCAACGUUGAAUGGUCUCACAAUGUACUGCGUGCCCUCUUGUAAGCGGGGGGUCAUGUGACUCCCACCUUUGUGGAUGGAGCUCAGGAGCGGACUGUGACACCUUCACAAGAAGGUGUUAUGACCGUGCACUACUUGACAGUCGCGUAGCUGAACAUUAACACUCGUGUUGGACGACGUGAUGCAGCUGUCACGUGUAGCUACAAAACAACAAACAUUUAACUGUUUGAGUUCUGUCUUUAAAGAAAGGUACAACCCAAAGAAUUACUGGAUAAUAUUUUGUGCGAUCAGUUUGGCUGUGCAUCUCGGGCUGCGCGACUAUUCUGAAAGUUCAGUGGCAAGAGAAACCACACUAUCUUGGGUGAAAUCGUGACAUUUAAGUGUCAUGCCAUUUUGCCCUAUAGUGAUAUAACGAAAGUGCAACUGACUUACUAUUAUGUGGAAGAGGUUGCGAGUUUGAAUCGUUUGAAUCAAUCAGUUUGAAUGUCAGGCCAUUAUCCCUCGGGGGAUGAGAACUCGGUAGCUAUCCUCUUUCUCCUGCGAUGCUGUGCCAUUUUCCCUGAUUAUUCAUAAUAAUUAAAUCUACUGCAAAUACAAUAACACUAUAUGCAUGUAUGUAGUAUGUCUCGCUGGGUAGUACUGUGGUUCAGAUGGAAGGCUCUAAAUCAGAAAAUUCUGAGCUGAAAGCCACAGCUGCAGUCAUCAACCCAUUAUCCCACCGAGUUUGACCAAUGAUUACCACUUGUGUGAGGUUAGCAACAGUUGCGCAGAUGCAUAAAGCAGCCCCUGCCAGAUAGUGGGAACUUUACACCAUUGAAGGCUGCCAUAGGGAGAUAUAUGUAUGUUGAACUUGUUUCGCACCAUACGUAGCCAACCGUGCUAAUCGGAGGUGCGAGAUGAGAACACGCCCGCUUGAGUUUGAGCACCGAAACGAUUUAACUUGGUUUAUAAGAUACCGUGUUACAAAUCUGACCGCCCUAUGCAGUGAGCCGUGGUGCAUUGUGGGAGCGCUGUGUUGGCCCAUGCAGCUGAAAUCUAAAUCUAGCAUCACACUCCCGUGAUGAGAGUUGGAAUUUGAGAGGGAAAAUCACAAACGUUAUUUGACUUGAAUAGAUUUCAACUGCUGCAUAGAAUCAAUAUUUUGAUAUUUAAGGAAAUUAAACACCCACAUUCUUUUUUGGCUUCCUCUUAGGCAGUGCAAGAAAGGUGCAUUGCACAAGAUUCGGUGAGCCUGUUGUUCAUUAGAUUAGAAGGUAUUUUUUUUCAUAGGGCUUACUAAACCAUUGCUUUCUAUGUUUAAGGCAAACAGGACAUUCAUGUAUCCCUCAAGGUAACAUGAAAAGGCAAUGAUAAAAUAUUAUAAUUACACUCAAUUGCACAAUUGUUAACCUGUCAUAUCAGUGCUUACCUCCUGACGUAGCAGACUUUGUUAUACUAGUGUAUAUUGUUUGGUAUUUAAAUCGCCUACAUUGUGUUUUCAUUCUAAACUUACACCAGCAUUCUGAGUGGUUAAAAAUUAUCGCAUUUAAUUUGAAAUAAAGUCAGCGAAUCGUUCAACUGAGAUCCUUGUAAAUAAAGGCAUGCUGUCUCAACGGGCUCUCACUUGGCUUCAAUAAAAAAAAAUCAAUUUCA